Messenger RNA from Linum tenue, 3281 nucleotides. NCBI's taxonomy places the organism in Eukaryota, Viridiplantae, Streptophyta, Magnoliopsida, Malpighiales, Linaceae. The record is from the annotation of a GenBank genome assembly.
AACGAUGAUAAAAAUGGAAGGCCAGAAGUCCAGAACACAAAAAGCUUUCGUCUUUUCGGUUGAUGGUUAAAAAGCUCCCAACUUUCUCCGAGCCCUGAAAGAAUUUUUCCUCUGAAUUCACGGUUUCCUGCUCCAUCUGUUACUCAGAGAGACUUUGAUUUGCUCAUUCCGGGCUGGUGGCACUGCCAGUUCUCACGGUUCAUAAACUGAUUCCUUCUGCAAGAGAGUGAACUCUUCACUUUGCAAAUUGAACUUGAACACAGCACAAACAUCACUUAUUUGAUUGAGCGAUGUUGCUGCGAGUGGGGCGUGCUGGGUAUUCGGAUAUGAGCAAUACAAAUCCAUCCUGGAAGUUCCUCUUUUUGUUUUUCAUCUUCACUGUUCUCUUGUGCUUUGGCUCAUGAAUCAUGAUGAUGAGCUCUGAGUAGUUUAACCAAUUUUCGGUUUGGUUAUAGCUUUGUUGCACACUCUGAAGCGAAAAGGUACUGGAUAUGGAUGAUGAUUGUGCCAACUCUACCUAUGGGAACUUCCCAUCCACCACUAGCACCAUGGAUUUGGAUUUCAUGGAGGAACUCUUUGAUGAAGGAAGUUGGAUGGGGACUCCUGAUGGAUUCACCUUCCCACAACAGCAGUACCCUCCGACCAACGAUCUAUAUGCCCCGUCGAGAUUCUUCCCCUCCCUUGAUCCCUUCGCUGCUCAACAAAAAAUCCACCAAGAAACUGACUUUCAUGACGACUCAACUGCCAAAGGAGCUCAACCUGUUGAAAUGGAUUCCAAAAAGGGCUACAAUGUCGCUUCAAUCUCGUAUAUAGCCGGGUACAAGAGCCGUUCAUCGAUCAAAGACCGAUUGGAGUAUGCUAUAAAGAAGUUGAAAGAGUACACAGAGCAUAGAGAUGUCCUUGUGCAGAUAUGGGUGCCCAUAUACCGAGGAGGCAAGCAUGUCCUUACCACCAAAGACCAGCCUUACUUCCUUACAACCAAGUGCAUGAACCUUGCUAGAUAUAGAGAUGUCUCAAGUGAGUAUCAGUUUGGAGCUGAGGUGGAUUCCAAGGAGUUGGUUGGGCUACCUGGUCGAGUUUUCUUGGGGAAGUUGCCGGAGUGGACACCAGAUGUUCGGUAUUUCAAGAACGAGGAGUACCCACGAAGAAACUAUGCAGCUCAAUAUAGCAUCUGUGGCUCUCUUGCAUUUCCUGUUUUCGAACGUAGCAGUGGCAGUUGCUUGGGGGUUGUUGAGGUUAUAACAACAACCCGAGAUAUCAAGUACCGCCCUGAACUAGAGAAUGUCUGCAAAGCUCUUGAGGCUGUUGAUUUAAGCAGUUCAAACGACUUUGUCCCUCCUAAUGUAAAGGGCUGUAAGGAGUUCUGUCAAGCCGCAGUUCCUGAACUGCAAGACAUCUUGGCAUCCGUCUGCAACACUCACAAGCUACCUCUAGCUCUAACAUGGGCCCCAUGUUUUAGGCAGGGCAAAGGUGGAUGCCGCCAUUUCGACGAGAGCUAUGCUCACUACAUCUCCUCCGUGGACAAAGCCUGCUCCGUGGCCGACACAGAGCUCCUCGGGUUCCUUGCUGCUUGCUCCGAGCAGUACCUUUUCCUCGGCCAAGGAAUCGUUGGCAAAGCAUUCACAACGAACAAACAAUGCUUCGCAAAUGAUGUCACGGCAUUCAGCAAGUCAACCUAUCCCCUUUCUCACCAGGCCAUGGUGUUCGGCUUAAACGCUGCUGUGGCAAUCCCACUACAGAGUCAAAUUGGUGGUCCAGCCGAUUUCGUGCUGGAGUUCUUCUUGCCAAAGGAUUGCCAAGACAGAAAGAAGCUUCGAGACUUGCUUCCCCUGACUGUUCAGCAGGCUUCUCGUAGCUUACGUGUUGUAAUGCAGAAAGAGGCAGAGGAAGAGAUGGACCAGCAAGCUUCAGUUCCAGAAGAGUCUUCUUGGAUAAGCAUAUUUAUGGAGGCUCAAGGGAAAGGUGACACUUUUUCUUUCUCAAAGGAAUGUGCAAAGGAAGAACCUCAAGAGGAGUUCAAGGUAGUGAGAUACUGGGAGACCAAUCAGAAGGAGAUGAACCAUAGGCCUGUCUCUAUCAAACAUCAAUCAUCGAGCAGUAUUAGAAGAACGAUCGAGAAGAGACGGACCAAAACCGAGAAGACGGUUAGCUUGGAAGUGCUGAGGCAGUACUUUGCUGGGAGCCUUAAAGAUGCUGCUAAGAGUCUUGGUGUGUGCCCCACUACUCUGAAAAGGAUAUGCAGGCAAUAUGGCAUCAACCGAUGGCCUUCUCGUAAGAUCAAGAAGGUUGGCCACACUCUGAAGAAGCUCCAACUUGUAAUCGACUCGGUGCAAGGUGCAGAAGGCUCCAUUCAAAUCGGUUCCUUCUACACUGCUUUCCCCGACUUGACAUCUCCGAAGGAAGCCGAUAGCAGCAUGCUCUACAAUGUAACAGCAGCAGGAACCGCUUCGAAAUCAACAUCCACGUCCAGCAGCCAAAGCUCAGGUUGUAGUUCAUGCCAGCAAGAUGCAUUUUUUCUAACCGAAGACCCAAGCAGUUUGCUCAAGAGAACACACAGCGAUGCAGAAUUGCUUGUAUUGAACCGUCACGAGGAACCAACAAGGCAGCACCACCUUUCCCGAUCACAGAGCCACAGGAUGCUGGCAGACUGUCCUAAACCCUGUUGCAGGAGGUUGAAAGAAGGGAAUGCUUUCCGUGUUAAGGCCUCUUUUGGAGAAGACACGAUCCGAUUCAGCUUGCCAUCCAGCUGGGGGUUCAUGGAGUUGCAGCAAGAGCUUCUGUCCCGGUUCAAUGUUGAUACAACCUGCAGAAUCGAUCUCAAGUACUUGGACGACGAUCACGAGUGGGUGCUUCUCACGUGUGAUGCGGAUCUCGAGGAGUGCAAAGAUGUUUACAUGUCAGAACAGCGGCACACUAUCAAGCUUUCGGUCCAUCGUUCGGUGCUAAGAGCUGGGACAGCAAGUUCAAUACAACAAUGAACGAGCAGUUUUUCUUCUUCUAGUGAUUAGAGAUAUAGUUUUGGCUACUGUUUCUCUUAGCAUGUGUUUGUGUAUGCAACAGUUCUACAGAUCUACCCAUCUUGUGAAAAUACAAAGGUGGGAGAUCAAUUUUACUGGGGGGGAAGGUUUGUAGUUCUGAUAAAACUGCCACUGGGAUCUUGUUUUAUAGAUCACUGGCAAUAAUCUAUAGUAUGGAUAUAUGACAGUAGAACAACCAUUGGUUGUUGCAUCAUCAUAUGUGUACCAGGUUUGUAUAUUAGUAAAAAACUGGUAAUCUUUGCA